CAGCAAGGGGGCGCGACUGACGUGCGGCCGGCGUUUCCGGGAAGAUGGCGACGGUGGAAGUGGCCACAGAGCUGGGAACUGUGGCGACCGUCUUCGGGCCAAAGUCGAAGGACGAAGAAGAAGAGGAGGAAGAGGAGGAGGAGGAGUCGCUGCCACCAUGCGAGACUGUGCGCUGGACCCCCGUGGGCGCAGUGGCCGAGGCCGGUCCUGGGGCAGCCUCCUCGGAGGAGGCGGCAGCCGAGGAGCCUGGAGCGGCUCCGAGCUCUCCUCCCGACGCGACCAUCCGCACGCUGAGGCGGCUGCAAGCCGAGCGUCGGCAGCUGGACUCAGCCCUGCUCGCGCUGUCCUCGCACUUCGCGCAGGUGCAGUUCCGCCUGCGCCAGGUAGUGCGCGGGGCGCCCGCGGAGCAGCAGCGUCUCCUGCGGGAGCUCGAAGACUUUGCCUUCCGCGGCUGUCCUCACGUCCUGGGUUACGAGGGGCUGGAAGACCCCUGCGGCGGUGGCGGCGACGGCGAAGGAGAUGAUGGGCUGCCGGAGGACCGGCCACGGGUGCGCGGCGAGGACCAGAGUGAGCAGGAGAAAAGGGAGCGCCUGGAGAGCCAGAGGGAGAAGCAGAGGGAGCUGAUCCUGCAGCUCAAGACCCAGCUGGAUGACCUGGAGACAUUCGCCUAUCAGGAGGGCAGCUACGACUCCCUGCCACAGUCCGUGCUCUUGGAAAGACAGCGGGUGAUCAUCGAUGAGUUAAUAAAGAAACUGGACAUGAAUCUGAAUGAGGACAUCAGUUCCCUGUCCACCGAGGAGCUUCGUCAGCGUGUGGACUCAGCAGUGGCUCAGAUUGUCAACCCAGCUCGGGUGAAAGAACAGCUGGUCGAGCAGCUGAAAACCCAGAUCCGGGACCUUGAGAUGUUCAUCAGCUUCAUCCAAGAUGAAGUUGGAAGCCCCUUGCAGACGGGUGGACACUGUGACUGCAAGGCCAGCGGGAAGGCAGGAAAUGGCUCCACCAGAAUGGGCAACAGCACAAUGUCCCCAGGAACCAGCAAAACCAAGGCAGAAGACGCGAAGAGAGUUCGGGAGACAGGGCUCCACCUGAUGCGGCGAGCGCUGGCGGUGCUCCAGAUAUUCGCGGUUAGCCAGCUGGGCUGUGCCACAGGCCAGAUCCCUCAAACCUUAUGGCAGAGGGGCCAAGCAGACAGAGACUACUCCCCCUUAUUGAAAAGGCUGGAAGUAUCAGUUGACAGAGUAAAGCAGCUAGCCUUGAGACAACAGCCACAUGACCAUGUCAUCACUUCGGCCAACCUCCAGGACCUCUCUCUGGGAGGCAAGGAUGAGCUGACCAUGGCUGUGCGGAAGGAGCUGACAGUGGCAGUGAGGGACCUGCUGGCCCAUGGACUGUAUGCCUCGUCCUCUGGGAUGAGCCUCGUCAUGGCCCCCAUUGCUUGUUUGCUGCCAGCCUUCUCCUCGGCCCCUGAGACCAUGCACCCCUGGGAGCUCUUUGUAAAGUACUAUCAUGCCAAGAAUGGCCGCGCCUAUGUGGAAUCCCCAGCCCGGAAGCUCUCACAGUCUUUCGCCCUGCCCAUAAUGGGUGGCACUGCUGUGACCCCUAAACAGAGUCUUCUGACAGCCAUCCACCUGGUGCUGACAGAGCACGACCCUUUCAAGCGCAGCGCUGACUCGGAGCUGAAGGCGUUGGUGUGCAUGGCGCUGAAUGAGCAGCGCCUGGUGUCCUGGGUAAACCUCAUCUGCAAGUCAGGGUCCCUCAUCGAACCCCAUUACCAGCCCUGGAGCUACAUGGCCCACACAGGUUUCGAGAGCGCCCUCAACUUGCUCAGCCGCCUCAGCAGCCUCAAGUUCAGCCUUCCUGUGGACUUGGCCGUGCGCCAGCUCAAGAACAUCAAAGAUGCCUUUUGAUGAGAGUGCCUACCUUA
Acomys russatus (golden spiny mouse) is the source of this 1924-nucleotide messenger RNA. RefSeq names its product RUN domain containing 1 (gene Rundc1). The record is from RefSeq and is a predicted model, not a curated record. Lineage: Eukaryota; Metazoa; Chordata; Mammalia; Rodentia; Muridae. The transcript is spliced from 5 exons. The coding region runs from base 45 to 1907 and encodes 620 amino acids.